Molecule: messenger RNA, 929 nt
Organism: Cryptotermes secundus
Lineage: Eukaryota; Metazoa; Arthropoda; Insecta; Blattodea; Kalotermitidae
Exons: 6
Coding region: 353-778 (141 amino acids)
Source: RefSeq, a predicted model, not a curated record
CAUACUGGUUUUCAUCAAUGAUCAUCAAUGAUAGUAGUAAAACAAGUGAAGUAUCGUCUGCUUGUUGCGAUAAAUUUAAAGUAGAACUACAAAAGACUUUAAUACAACUCAGUUCAGCACAAAAAAUUAUUGAACUGCUACAAGGAAAGAUAAAUACGCCCAAUGGGACCGUACGGAAGAUUCGGUGUAAACCUUUGAGAGCUGAAGAUAUAGAACCGGAUAGUCAGUGGGCUCAUGAUCUUGGGUCUUGCUCCUCUAGGGGGAAGUUGACAUGCUGCAGGUGGCGAUCCCAGUGAAAUGGAGAAUGUUAAAGUGAGACAUGAAAUAGACAGUGGUGCUGUGGAAGCUGGGAAUGUUCCAGGACUUCGAGAGGGAGAUCAUUGAAGAGAAGAAACGUCAGGAAGAAGAGGGCAAACAUGGAACUUGGAAAGAAGUUCAGAUUGGCGGGUCAUUUGCAGAUUCUUUAUGUUUGAAUACAAACCUAUGCUCUCCACUACUCAUGAGAGGACUGCUGACUGCUGAAGUACCAAUCUUGGACGUGGAACCUGAUGUAGGUGUAGGAGUUGCAGUUGCAGUCAGUAAGGGUUAUACAGAGCACAAGGAUGUGAAUAAGCCAUCAGCUUCACGUUUUGCUCAACUCCAAGAUCAGAAAUACUCCACUGAGGAUAAGACACACAAAGAUGAUGAAAAAUUUGGGCGUUGUGAGUGCUACAGUGGUCUAACCUCAGACUUCAAGAGGAGGAGGACUACAAACAAGAUGUCAAACUCGACUACAUAGAUGCUGGUGGACAUAUGCUCAAUGCAAAGGAGGCUUUCAGAUACCUGUCUCAUAAAUUUCAUGGAAAGGGACCUGGCAAAAAUAAAGCAGAGAAACAAAUAAAGAAAAAUGAACAGGAAAGAGUGAGUAUCAGCCCAAAUCUGGUCAUUAG